Lingula anatina is the source of this 837-nucleotide messenger RNA. RefSeq lists its product as uncharacterized. Gene Ontology annotation, biological process: establishment of protein localization to organelle. NCBI's taxonomy places the organism in Eukaryota, Metazoa, Brachiopoda, Lingulata, Lingulida, Lingulidae. Gene Ontology annotation, cellular component: lysosomal membrane; plasma membrane; late endosome membrane. The record is from RefSeq and is a predicted model, not a curated record.
AACUUUGAUAGAAUCGGGGGUUUCUGCGAGGACGCCAGUUCCCCCAACACCAACAUGCUAACUCUGGAAUGGAAGAAGCAAGAAGCAACCUUCAGUCUCAGCGUCAAAUUCACCAAAGUUUCGGAGGACGGAGGGCAAACGUACACUAAGUAUCAACUGGGGGAAGUGUCGCUCCAUAUCCCGAUGAUGCCAGAAUUGUUCCCCAACGUGGAAGCAGCCGUGGCCAACCAGACUCUGGUGGUCAGGAACGUAGACGACGACGGCAAUCUAAUGGCGCCUGCCGGGUUCUCCACCCGACUUUCCCGAUGUCUGGUCUGCAACACGCAACACGUUUUUCAAAACCUGGAGGCUCACGGGACGGACGCUGAACAUUACCACGACACACUGGUGACAAUGACAAUCUCAGAUGUGCAGUUCAUCGCGUUCAAGGAGGAUGAGACGACCCAUAUUUCUGACAGUGGGGAAUGUAACAAAUGUGUGAUGGACAUCGCAGAGGCCCCGGAAGACCGUUUUUUCAUCACCGGGUCUGCCGGAGAGGUCUGCAUUAUUCUGGACGUGGCCGCUAAGUUCGUUAUCCCGUAUAAAAUGUAUGAUAACUCGACUGGACACGGAAUGUUUAAUCUCCCGACACAAAAUGAGACCACAGUAAGCGGUCAGUGCGACGAGAGGCGACAGACUGUCUCCGUGAAGUUCUUCGAGGGCUGGGUGUUGAGCGCCUCCUUUGAAAAGGAUUAUAUGACGUCAUCGGGGAAUUACAACGUCAGUGAUUUGUCACUGACCUUCACCUACAGUGACGAGAGAUUCGUGGAUCCCCAUCCGAGUAUUACCGGUAAUUGA